Kogia breviceps (pygmy sperm whale) is the source of this 1942-nucleotide messenger RNA. It is a transcript of the gene MSN, whose product is annotated as moesin. Gene Ontology annotation, biological process: regulation of cell shape; positive regulation of protein localization to early endosome; regulation of organelle assembly. Lineage: Eukaryota; Metazoa; Chordata; Mammalia; Artiodactyla; Physeteridae. Gene Ontology annotation, molecular function: actin binding; cell adhesion molecule binding. The record is from RefSeq and is a predicted model, not a curated record. Gene Ontology annotation, cellular component: apical part of cell; filopodium; cytoskeleton.
UGGCCCGUUAGCAGGAAGCGGAGCAGUCGCCCCGACGCUGGCGAGAGACCCAAUCCGAACCCCCAGUCCCCGGAGUCCGAGCCGUGUGUACUGCGUUCUCAGCGCCGUCCGACAGCUCCCAGCUAAACUUCACCAACUCCGCCGCCUUUUCCGCCACCAUGCCCAAGACGAUCAAUGUGCGUGUGACCACCAUGGACGCAGAGCUGGAAUUUGCAAUUCAGCCCAACACCACUGGCAAGCAGCUGUUUGACCAGGUGGUGAAAACUAUUGGCCUGAGGGAAGUUUGGUUUUUUGGUCUGCAGUACCAGGACACUAAGGGUUUCUCUACUUGGCUAAAACUCAAUAAGAAGGUGACUGCCCAGGAUGUGCGGAAGGAAAGCCCUCUGCUUUUCAAGUUCCGGGCUAAGUUCUACCCUGAGGAUGUAUCCGAGGAAUUGAUCCAGGACAUCACACAGCGACUAUUCUUCCUGCAAGUGAAGGAGGGCAUUCUCAAUGAUGAUAUUUACUGCCCACCUGAGACUGCUGUGUUGCUGGCCUCCUAUGCUGUCCAGUCCAAGUAUGGUGACUUCAAUAAGGAAGUCCACAAGUCUGGCUACUUGGCUGGGGACAAGUUGCUGCCACAGAGGGUCCUGGAACAGCACAAACUUAACAAGGACCAGUGGGAGGAACGGAUCCAGGUGUGGCAUGAGGAGCACCGGGGCAUGCUCAGGGAGGAUGCUGUCCUGGAGUAUCUGAAGAUUGCCCAGGAUCUGGAGAUGUAUGGUGUGAACUACUUCAGCAUCAAGAACAAGAAAGGCUCAGAGCUGUGGCUGGGAGUGGAUGCCCUGGGUCUCAACAUCUAUGAGCAGAAUGACAGACUGACUCCUAAGAUAGGCUUCCCCUGGAGUGAAAUCAGGAACAUCUCUUUUAAUGACAAGAAAUUUGUCAUCAAGCCCAUUGACAAAAAAGCCCCGGACUUCGUCUUCUAUGCUCCUCGGCUGCGGAUUAACAAGCGGAUCUUGGCUCUGUGUAUGGGGAACCAUGAGCUAUACAUGCGCCGCCGCAAGCCCGACACAAUCGAGGUGCAGCAGAUGAAGGCACAGGCCCGGGAGGAGAAGCACCAGAAACAGAUGGAGCGUGCUCUGCUGGAAAAUGAGAAGAAGAAACGUGAGAUGGCAGAAAAGGAGAAGGAGAAGAUUGAACGGGAAAAGGAGGAACUGAUGGAGAGGCUGAAGCAGAUCGAGGAACAGACUAAGAAGGCUCAACAAGAACUGGAAGAACAGACCCGCAGGGCUCUGGAACUUGAACAGGAGCGGAAGCGUGCCCAGAGCGAGGCCGAAAAACUGGCUAAAGAGCGUCAAGAAGCUGAAGAGGCCAAGGAGGCCCUGUUGCAGGCCUCCCGGGACCAGAAGAAGACCCAGGAACAACUGGCCUUGGAAAUGGCAGAGCUGACAGCUCGGAUCUCCCAGCUGGAGAUGGCCCGACAGAAAAAGGAGAGUGAGGCUGUGGAAUGGCAGCAGAAGGCUCAGAUGGUACAAGAAGACUUGGAGAAGACCCGUGCAGAGCUGAAGACUGCCAUGAGCACGCCUCAUGUGGCAGAGCCUGCCGAGAAUGAGCAGGAUGAACAGGAUGAGAACGGUGCAGAGGCCAGCGCCGAACUGCGGGCUGAUGCCAUGGCCAAGGAUCGCAGCGAGGAGGAACGUACCACUGAGGCAGAGAAGAAUGAGCGUGUGCAGAAGCACCUGAAGGCCCUCACUUCAGAGCUGGCCAAUGCCCGUGAUGAGUCCAAGAAGACUGCUAAUGACAUGAUCCAUGCUGAGAACAUGCGACUGGGUCGAGACAAAUACAAGACCCUGCGCCAGAUCCGGCAGGGCAAUACUAAGCAGCGCAUUGAUGAGUUUGAGUCCAUGUAAUGGGCACCCAGCCUCUAAGGACCCCUCCUCCCUUCUUCCUUGCUCCCACA